UCUUCUAACUCUUAUUCAUAUAUCAAAAAUUCAAAAUAGUCAUCACUUUCAACUCUCAAAACUAUAAUAAUAUAAUAAACUGAAGCAAAGAAAAUAAUUCAUGGAUACGUUUAUGACUACCACCCGGGUGUUACCAGAACCCGACCUUUACCUAUACACUUCAGUCUCAACACCCAUUCCAGUUCAUGCCAGCAUCUUGGCUUCGGCAUCACCGGUUUUAGAGAACAUCAUAAUGUCCAACAAAAUCAUCAAAAUCUCCGGCGUUCCGCACCGAGCUGUCAUUGCCUUCCUACGCUUCCUCUAUUCCUUCAGGUGCAGGAAGGAGGAGAUGGAGAAGUACGGAAUGCACCUUCUAGCGCUAUCGCACGUGUACGCGGUGCCGGAGCUGAAGAAAAGGUGCGUGAAAGCAGUGGGGGAGCACGUGACAGAGGAGAGCGUGGUAGACGUGUUGCAACUGUCGCGGCUCUGCGACGCACCGGAUCUUUAUCUCAAGUGCGUGAAGUUGGUGGAUGAUCGGUUCAAGAAGGUGGAGAGAACUGAGGGAUGGAGAUUCUUACAGAACCAUGACCCUGCUCUCGAGCUAGAUAUCCUCUGUAUUCUUGACGACAACGAUAACAGGAAGAAGAGAUUGAUGAUGAGGAAGAGACAAGAGAAGGUGUACUUGCAACUGAGUAAAGCAAUGGAGUGUUUGGAACACAUUUGUACGGAAGGGUGCACCAAUGUGGGGCCCUACGAUGUGGAACUUCGAAAGGGGAGAGAACCAUGCACCAAGUUUGGUGACACGUGUCAGGGGAUGCAAGCUUUGAUACAACACUUUGCCACGUGUACGAACGGGAAUAGUGGAGGCUGCAUGAGGUGCAAGCGCAUGUGGCAGCUCUUUAGGCUUCACUCCUCCAUUUGCCAUCGCCAUGAUUCCUGCAAGGUCCCUCUUUGCAGACAAAUUGAAUUGAAGAGGCAAGAAGAGAAGAGAAAAGAUGAUGGAAGAUGGAGACUACUUGUGAGGAAGGUGGCUUCAGCCAAAGCCAUGUCAUCUUUGUCACUCUCAAACACCAAGUGUGGGUUCAACAAAUUCUAGAGGGAUCACAAACAAUAAUCCUCCAUCACAAGUUUUUUUUUAUGUUAAUUAUAUCUGUACUUAACUAAUGUAAGAUAUGUUUUGUAUAUUUUUCCUUGAAUAAAUAAGUUUUUAUAUA
Molecule: messenger RNA, 1193 nt
Organism: Arachis duranensis
Lineage: Eukaryota; Viridiplantae; Streptophyta; Magnoliopsida; Fabales; Fabaceae
Product: BTB/POZ and TAZ domain-containing protein 1
Exons: 5
Coding region: 101-1075 (324 amino acids)
Cellular component (GO): nucleus
Molecular function (GO): protein binding
Source: RefSeq, a predicted model, not a curated record